This is a messenger RNA of Angiostrongylus costaricensis, 573 nucleotides long. The record is from the annotation of a GenBank genome assembly. NCBI's taxonomy places the organism in Eukaryota, Metazoa, Nematoda, Chromadorea, Rhabditida, Metastrongylidae.
CUUUGUGCAAAUUGUCGUCUUCCGAUGUUCGAUAAUGAGGAUCGCUUCAGCGUUAACGAUUGCUGCUAUCAUCAAGCUUGUUUCGCCUGUGAAGUGUGUGGACGAGAGCUAAGGGAUCAACAGUUCUAUCUAAGUGGUGGACGCCUAUACUGCAAGCAAGAUUAUCUGUACAGCAUGGAUCGAAAAGUUGAUCGAUGUGUGGAAUGUAAGGAGCCUAUUCAGGAUGCGGUGCUCACGGCGCUGAAUGGCAAAUAUCAUCCUUCUUGUUUUCGAUGCACGGCUUGCGGGAUGUGCCUGGAUGGUGUUCAAUUCGCUCUCGACAAAAAAAACCAGGCGUACUGCUUACCGGACUACCAUGAUCAAUUCGCACCACGGUGUUACCGAUGUAAGAAGCCGAUCCUUCCUGAUGAGAGGUCCCGUGAGACGGUUCGUAUAGUCGCUCUUGAGAACAACUAUCAUGUGGACUGUUAUUCGUGCGAGGUGGGAAAAUCUUUUAAAUAUGAUGGAAAUUCCUACUCAGUAGAAAUAGAUCUUUCAAGGUAUCAUAUCCAAAAGAGUUAUAAGAACUUCUAG